This is a messenger RNA of Peromyscus leucopus (white-footed mouse), 1599 nucleotides long. RefSeq names its product olfactory receptor 52K1-like. The record is from RefSeq and is a predicted model, not a curated record. NCBI's taxonomy places the organism in Eukaryota, Metazoa, Chordata, Mammalia, Rodentia, Cricetidae. Gene Ontology annotation, cellular component: membrane. Gene Ontology annotation, biological process: G protein-coupled receptor signaling pathway. Gene Ontology annotation, molecular function: G protein-coupled receptor activity; olfactory receptor activity.
UGCCUCUAAUUGAAGGAUUUUACAGAUGUUAGUGUUUUUGGCAGUUUCAGGAGUUCAGUGGAUUAAGAGUUGUUGACACUAAGGCCAAUGAUAAAUACAUCAAGUACCAGCAUUUGGAGUAUGAGCUUGAGAGGAAGGAUUUUAAACUAAUAAUACUUACUGGAUACUUACAGUUAAAUAAAUUAGCCCAGAACACACAUACAUUGUGGAUCUAAGCUUAGAAUCUGGUUUCUGAACUUCUCACCAAUGAAUUUCCAACUGCCUUACCUCUUCUGGUUUGAAGAUGUGCAGAAAUAUUGAAUAAAUUGAAAUUUAUUUUUGAGCAUUUCUUUAACACUAACUGUCGGGUAAGACUGAUGUGGUGCUGGUAUUGACGUCAGUAAGACUGAACACCCUGACUUCCUAUUAAUCUUCACUCACUGGGUCUUGUAUCUCUGCCUUUCUUUACAGUGACCCUUUGCUCCUUGGUGUGGGAUAAUGACCAUGAUUCUUUCCAAUAAUUCUCACCUCCUUCUACAUACUUUCUUCUUGGCUGGCAUCCCAGGGCUGACUGCUGCCCAUAUUUGGAUAUCCCUUCCUUUCUGCUUCAUGUUUGUCCUGUCACUAACUGGGAAUGCAAUCCUGCUUUCUCUCAUCUGGACAGAACACAGGCUUCACCAGCCCAUGUUUCUGUUUCUUGCUAUGCUCUCUUUUGUUGACCUGGUUCUCUCCCUCUCCACUCUUCCCAAGAUGCUGGCUAUUUUCUGGUUUAGUGCUACAGCCAUCAGCUCCUAUGCCUGUCUGUCCCAAAUGUUUGUCAUUCAUGCAUUCUCUGCCAUGGAGUCAGGGGUGCUGGUGGCCAUGGCCUUGGAUCGCUUUGUGGCUAUCUGCAACCCACUGCAUUAUGCAACCAUCCUUACUCCUGAAGUUGUCGCCAAGAUUGGAGGGCUGGUGGCACUGAGAGGUGUGGGUUUAACCAUCUUCUUUCCAAGCCUGGCCCAUCGACUGUCUUACUGUGGUUCACACACAAUUGCUUAUACCUACUGCGAGCACAUGGCAGUGGUGAAGCUGGCCUGUGGGGCCACAACCGUGGACAGUCUCUAUGCCUUGGCUGUGGCAAUCUUACUUGGUGUGGGGGAUGUGGCCUUUAUUGCCUACUCUUAUGGACAGAUUGUCAAGACUGUGAUGCAUUUUCCUUCACCUGAGGCACGCGGCAAAGCAGGAAGCACAUGCACAGCCCAUGUCUGUGUCAUCCUCUUCUUCUAUGGACCAGGCUUUCUUUCUGUGGUCAUGCAGCGCUUUGGGCCAUCCACAGCCUCUGCUGCCAAGGUCAUCCUUGCCAACCUCUACUUGCUUCCCCCUGCAUUGGACCCCAUUGUAUAUGGGGUUAAGACCAAGCAGAUCCGAGAGUGUCUGUUCACAAUUAUACGCUCCAAGAAGAUUGAACCCACUUGACUGUCUUUUUUGUCAGCUGGAAUUCAAGGUCAAAAUGCCCCUUCUCCAUAGAUUAGAACCUCUACUGCCCAAGUCAUUUGCCUGAUGGUGACAGAAGGCCUUCGGGGAUAUUGUAAGAAGGGAAAUCUUUUCUGGGUUCUCUGAUGUUUGCAUAUUGGAAUUCAA